Molecule: messenger RNA, 4231 nt
Organism: Dicentrarchus labrax (European seabass)
Lineage: Eukaryota; Metazoa; Chordata; Actinopteri; Moronidae
Gene: ccn1l2
Product: cellular communication network factor 1, like 2
Exons: 5
Coding region: 2028-3179 (383 amino acids)
Biological process (GO): signal transduction
Cellular component (GO): extracellular region
Molecular function (GO): protein binding
Source: RefSeq, a predicted model, not a curated record
CAGAAACCUAGGACAGACCCCUCGACCCCUGGGUGGUCGUCCCACCCACCUAGACCAACUAGGGUGAGAGAGAGAGACAGAGAGAGACACAGAGAGAGAGACAGACAGACAGACAGAAUAUGACUACCAAUCACUAUCAGAAGUGGUUACAGGUGCAACACAACACACUUCAGACCUCACCCAGCAUGGGUGACUUGAAACUUUCAACCAGAGAGACAGUGAAACACUGCUUUCCAGCAUGUCUGCUUAUGACUGGCUAUGACCAGCCGGGUCUCAGACCUCUGAAAUAGGUCUAAUUUUAGCCUCAUUGAUGAUGGCUCCAUUCAUGAAAAAUAGUGACAGUAAAAUGGCCUCAAAAAUAAUUCUCACAGCUGUAUAGGUUCCACAUCUGCAUAUUUCUUCAGUCAACAUUACAAAGGAAAAGUUAAAAAUAAGACACUCACUGAAAAUUCUUGACUUAUAAAGCACAAAACAAUCUCACCACAAAGUGUUAUUUUUAACACUUUAAGGACUUUUUGUCUACAUUGGUUAAAAGCAUUCAAUCUCCAGAACAGCUACUAAGACAACAACAUGGACAAGAAGUCCCUAAAGUGUGUAGAAAAUUGGGGAAGCAUCUAUUUUUCCAUGACAACUGGGAACGCUAUCUGCUGAGGAAGAUCAUUUGAUAUGUUUAAAAGCUCCAAAACAUCCCUUUAAUCAUCUGUUGCCCUUCUAAGUGUUUUUAACCCUCAGGGUGGGAAUCACUGCUAUAAAAUGUUACUCUGCACUCCGUUCUGGUCAAAGGUCCCACAGACACAGUGCUGCUCAGUUCCUCUGUAAUUAUGCCAUGCUUAAUUAAUGCAUCAUAUCCAUAAUCUUAUAUAAUUAUGAUAUAUAUCUUGUUAAAUUGGUUUUGACACACAGAUGUAUUACAUUAGUUGCGUCCACAGUCUUAGUACUUUCUCUCAGCAGACUGUGUACACCAUGUUUUUAGGGAACAAGGGGAGACCUUCAGCAGCUUAUCAAAUGUGGCAAAUUACAUUUCCCAUGUUUCAUGAGCCAACGCUUAAUGUGAGGACCUUCCUGCUCUCCAACAAAACACUUUUUACGUGCCCCUGGGAUGACAAUGGGAAUGCAGAGUUUUUCCUACCAAUCAUGGGAACCUGAGGAUAGGCCUGUAUUUCCUGGAAUGCGGCCCAUUAGGAAAGAGAUGGAGGGAACACAGGAUGUCCUGAGCACUGUGUCCCACAGCACACUGCAGUGUGGAGAAAGCACAGAGCCCGGCUGCUUGGCCAGAGCUGGUGGAAGACUUGUUCACAGGGAUUUUCUCCACAUCACCACUUCCCCUGUUAAAUACUCUACCACGAUGGACUGGGAUUCCCUACUCAGGUUUUCCAUUACACCUAGUCCUACCAUUGUUUUCUUUUUUCUUGCAGACAUCUGUCAAAUAUGACCUAACCUGUCUAAUACCCCUUGGUAUGCAUGUGUGGGAGGGUCAGGGUUACCCUUAAAGUCAGGAAAUACAAUAGAUUUGAAUCAAUAUUUGGUUACCUGCAUGGACCAGCUAAUAUUAAUUAUUUGUCUCUUGUGUAUAUUUUGACACCUUUCUCCCUGAGGUCACAUGUUCACAGUUACGCAGUUAUUUGAACACGUCUCUGCCACUAUUUCACACCAGCAAGCCCGCCACCUCCUCCCUCUGGACACUCUCCAGCCGUCUUCAGAGGAGAGCUGAUGAUAUCACAGGGAGGGCGGGGGCAUGUGUGUCUAUAAGUACAGGCCCCGCACAGGGAAACCUCUCUAUGAAGCGGAGCUGAGCUGUGCUGAGCUGUGCUGACACUUAGAUACUGUAUAGGAGAUCAGGCAAGAGCAGACGGGUGUACCUCUUGGUGCACAGACUCUCAACUGUGGAUACGUUUUUAAACUGGAGUUGAAAGACAAGACUUUUCCCCUCUUGGGACAGUUGAUCUGGAUAACUUCUUCCUUCUUACUUCCUGUAUUCCUUUUGAAGGUUUUUACCAGUGUCUUUUGGUUUGCCUGCUGUAGUCAGGAUGCUUAGCCCUGUUACUUUGCAGCAGAUCGUUUCCACCCUGUUUGUGCUCGGUAGUGCAGCAGUGAUGUCAAAGGUUGAGUGCCCGGCCGAGUGCUCCUGCACCCCCUCGCCCCUGCUGUGCCCACCAGGCGUCAGCUGGGUGACUGACCACUGUGACUGCUGUAAAGUCUGCGCCAAGCAGUUCAAUGAGGACUGCAGCGCCACCGAACCUUGCGAUCACAUCAAGGGGCUACGCUGCCAUCUGGGGGCUGGAGGAGACCCUGAGAGAGGACUGUGUCGAGCUGAGGCCCAGGGUUUGCCUUGCGAGUUCAGCGGGCGGGUGUACCAGCACGGCGAGGACUUCCAGCCCAGCUGCCAGCACCAGUGCACCUGUAUGGACGGGGUGGUGGGCUGCAUGCCCCUCUGUCCUCACCAAGUGCCCCUGCCCGAGUGGCGCUGCUCGAGGACCCGGCUGACCAGGCCUGAGGGCGGCUGCUGCGAGGAAUGGGUGUGUGACGAUGACAACCACAUCAGUCAAGAGCCAGACGAGCUGACACACACCCCCCUGCCAGACAGCCAGCCCCUUCCCAACCACAUCAGUACCCUGCUGCAGGUCCAGCUGCAGCCUCUGCACCCAGCUGCCACCAGAGGGGCCACAUUCAGAGAGAUGGCAUCGGUCCCCAUGUCUGAGGUGUUACUUGAACACAGCUGCUUCCCGCAAACCACAGAGUGGACCGAGUGUUCCACCACAUGUGGGAUGGGCAUUUCAAGUCGAGUGACCAAUAGUAACCCAGACUGUCGGCUGGUCAGAGAAACCAGACUGUGCCAGAUCCGGCAAUGUGAGCUGCAGCUUCCUGUAGCUAGCAAGAAGGGGAGGAAGUGUCAGCGAACUGUCCGCCCACAGGAAGAGGUCAGAAUCACCUUCGCCGGAUGCUCGACAGCACAGCGGUACCGCCCUCGCACUUGUGGGACUUGCGCUGAUGGCCGCUGCUGCACACCCUCCCACUCUCGCACUGUGAGGCUUCGCUUCCACUGCCCGGACGGAGAGGGCUUCUACAGAAACGUCAUGUGGAUCCAGCGCUGCAGCUGCAGUACAAGCUGUCGCACACACAGCGGGCCCUCCAGCCCUUCAGUCAGCCUCCACAACGACAUCCACACCUUCAGGCACUGAGGCUGACUCAUCACGCUCAGCCCUGGCCUGGCACACUGGGCAAAGACUCUGCACCCCCUCCCCCUGGGUGAGCUCCUGUCAGCCCCCUCCUCCUCCUCCCUAACCAGGCAAUACGCUCGCUUGCACUUUAAGCUUCCUGCCACGAUGGCAUCAGUUUGUCCACACUAGAGGUGUGUUAGCUCUCUAGUACCAGGGCAGCACUGAGGACAACACACUGCAGUGUGCUAACUGUUGGCAGACAGCUUUUACUGAAACUUCUUUUAUUUAUUUGUGUCCUCUCCACAGAGGGCCACAUGACAGUUGGCUGUUUAGACCAGUAACAGACGGAGAACAUUGAUGAGUUGUGAUGGGAUUUAUGGACAUGCAAUUUAAUUAAUGAGGAAGAACUAGAUGACAUAAGACAUAUACGUUAGUGACUAUAGGAACUAUGUGUUCAUCAUUGCCUGUCCUUUGUCAUACAAUGUUUCCUACAUAUGUAUUGAUUGUGGAAUUCAUUAAGAGUGUGUGUGUGUGUGUGUGUGUGUGUGUGUGUGUGUGUGUGUGGGCUUGUUUUACUACAUUUGUGGGAUCCGACAGCUUUGUGGGGACCAGAAUGCUGGACCCAACCAGUUCAAAGGCCUGUCUUUUAGGGUUAGGGUUAGAAUAAGGUUAGGGUAAGGGGCUAGAGAAUGCAACUUGUCCCCAGAAAUGUGUGUGUGUGUGUGUGUGUGUGUUGGUGCGUGUGUAGGUGAAAGUGUACUGGUAUGUUAGAAGAAACAUAACUUUUUUGUUUACAGAGAAUGUGCUCAUUAUGCUACUACAGUAUAUAGAUUAAAGCAUAUAGUGUACAUAGACUUCACUCUUAAUUGUGGAGUGGUAAAUUCUAGGAUCACCUCAUUUUACGGGGUGUGAUUUUAUUUUAUGUUUUGUGUGUGUGUCCUUCACAGUGUACAUACAAUGCUUUAUUCUUAGGGAAGAAAUUAUGCUCUAUAUUUAAGACAUGUUACAUGUGUCCAUUGGAUGUUUUUGUCUGUAGACUUCUGUACAUCAAAUAAAAACGUAUCAACCUAUAA